AUGUGCCAGCCCCAGCUGGCCCUGCUGGUCCUGCUUUCCUGCCCAUGGGCCAAUGCCAAUGCUCUACGGGGUCAGAUUGUGGGGGGUCAUGAGGCUCAGCCCCACUCCCACCCUUACAUGGCAUACCUGAAGGUAGGGAUGUUUGCCUGUGGAGGCUUCCUGGUGGCCCCUGACUGGGUGAUGACAGCCGCACACUGCAUGGGGUGAGCCACAGUCAUCCUGGGGGCUCACAACAUCAACGAACCAGAAACGACCCAGCAGAUCCGGGGAGUUCUCAGAUACCACCAGCAUCCUGAGUACGACCCCAACACCUAUUCUAACGACAUCAUGCUACUCAAGCUUUCAGCGAAGGCCACUCUGAAUGACUACAUCAAGACCAUUCCGCUGCCCAAGACUGGCAGCGACCUCCCCACGGGCACCAAGUGCAGCAUAGCCGGGUGGGGCCUGAUCGAUGAAGACCAGGUGACCAACAAGCUCUUUGAAACCAAAGUCUCCAUCUACAGCCGCAGGAAAUGCAUCCACUUCUAUCCUCAUCUCGACACUGGCAUGGUCUGUGCUGGCAGCUUCCACGAGCUCAGAGAUUCCAGCCAGGGACGGGGAGAUUCUGGUGGGCCCCUGGUAUGCAAUAAGGUGGCACAAGGCAUCGUUUCUUUUGGGUACGCCAUCCCACCCGGGGUCUACACCCGCAUCUCCAACUACCUGCCCUGGAUCAAAAAAACCCUGAGGAAGUAG
Molecule: messenger RNA, 732 nt
Organism: Balearica regulorum gibbericeps (East African grey crowned-crane)
Lineage: Eukaryota; Metazoa; Chordata; Aves; Gruiformes; Gruidae
Source: RefSeq, a predicted model, not a curated record